Molecule: messenger RNA, 932 nt
Organism: Harpegnathos saltator (Jerdon's jumping ant)
Lineage: Eukaryota; Metazoa; Arthropoda; Insecta; Hymenoptera; Formicidae
Product: putative nuclease HARBI1
Exons: 4
Coding region: 1-885 (294 amino acids)
Source: RefSeq, a predicted model, not a curated record
AUGCAGUUAUUGAAAUGGCUGAAGUUUGCUGGGCAUCAAAGUACAAGUUUCAGGGAUGUUGCUGAUAGAUUUAAUUUGUCUCUUAGUGCCUUUGAAUCAGUGUUACAAAGAGUCACACAGUUUUUAUAUGAUUUAAGAAAUGAAUUUAUUCGGUAUGAACCCACUGAGGCAGAAAAGCAGAGAGCGCAGAGAUACUAUGUAGAAAAUAAAAAUUUUCCAGGAAUAAUUGGUUCUAUUGAUGGUUCACACAUCCGUAUAGACAAACCUUCUGAAGACCCAGUAGCCUAUAUCAAUAGAAAACAUUAUUUUUCCAUUCACAUGCAGGGAACAGUUAAUGAGCAGAACAAGUUCUUAGAUGUGUUAAUUGGAUAUCCUGGCUCAGUGCAUGAUGCAAGAGUAUUUGCAAAUUCUAGUCUGGCUGAAGACUUACCAGCACUCUGUCACAACGGAAACAUAAUUCUUGGAGACGCUGCAUAUCCAUGCCUUCCUCAAUUAAUUACUCCAUAUCGGGAUAAUGGACAUCUUACACAGGCCCAAAGAAACUUUAAUCGUAUAUAUAGUCAGUGCAGAAUCUCUGUAGAACAUACAUUUGGAGUAUUGAAACAACGUUUCAGGCAAUUAUAUUUCCUUAAGUUGAGGAACAUGCAGUUCAUCGUUAAAUUCAUUUUCGCUUGUUGCGUCCUUCAUAAUAUGGCUGACUUUAAUGAUAUGCAAUACAUGGAAGAACCCGAGGACGACAAUCAUGCUGAUGUAAAUGCACAGGUGUUGUUACCCCAUGUCCUGCCAGAAGAUAGGGAUGAAAAUUUUGUUGAUGAACGACGUGGUUGUGAUCUCAGAGAUGAACUAUGCCGACAAUUGUUCCAAAGACGAUUCAACGUAGAGUAGAGAUAUAUUAAGACAAAUUUUAAUGACUAUAUGAUAUAUAUAUAUAU